UAUUUUUGUUUAUUUGUUUGUUUGAUAUCUAUAACCACCAACUAAAUGUGCAAGUGCAAUGGCAUUUAGAUAAUUAUAUUAAUGAAAACUUUAAGUUAUGUUACGUUAUGUUUCAAACAUCGCAUUCGCCACAACUACGGGAGCUGUCGUCCACUGAUCUCAAGUUUCUUGAAGAAGGCUUAGACGGUAAGCCAGGGAACUGUAGUAGCACUGGAUUCUGUGAUUUGGACAACAUUUUGGACGACUUUCAGGCCGACCAUCAUAUACUGUUAGCCAAUCCCGACCAACUAUUAUUAAACUUUGACGGGUGCGAACCGGGAGCGCCGCCUCCCAAUGGCACGGGUCAUCAACAUCAUAACCAUCACCAUCAACACACAAAUAGUAGAUCACCGCAUAUUGGCGGCGGCGGAAAUCAUAGUCCGACAACAACACAACAACACUCGGUGACCACCAAUGGCCAAGUGGUGGCCAUCAAAUACGAACAAACCGGUGCUGGCGGUGGUGGUGGUGGUGGACAACAGGGCGUUGGUGGCGGCCAACCGACUACAACACUGUUGCAGAAUAUAUUGCAACAAAACCGAUCGGCGGCCGUAGCGGCCAACGGCGGCAACAUAUACUCUAUUCAGCGACAACAACAACAACAAUCGCAGUCAUCGCAGCAGCCGAUGGCCACUACAACGUCGUCGACGACAACGACGUCACCGUUGCCGCCAUCGCCGGCCGAUUCGGGUGUAUCGGAUGUCGACUCCCAUUACAGCUCUAACGAUGAGCAACAACAACACAACCAGCAGAUGAACCAUUCGUACGGCGGGUACUUCUAUGGCGGUCAACGGCAAACAUACGCCUCAUCGACUGGACCGGUAGCACCACAGGCAACACCGGCACCGUUGUCGGUAGUGGUGGCCAGUGGUGACCAUCACCACCACCACCACCAACAACAACAACAACAUCAUCACCAUCCGACCUCACAUUACCAUCCAUCAGCACACACCCACUCCUCCUCCUCCUCCUCCUCCACCCAUAAUCGUCACCUAUACUCACUUGAAUCUCCAACCACUACCACCAACAACAACAACACAACAACAACUAAUAAUAAUAACAAUUCACUGCCAAACAGCACAACACAACAACAACAACAACAGUCUCAACCACAACAACAACAACAUCUGCACACAUCGCACCCGCACUUGUCGGCCACACUGACCAAUGCGUUCAAUGGCGGCGUCGGCGGCGGCGGACAACAACAACAACAGUCCAAUGUUGUCGGCGGCAGCGGUCAAGUAGUAUCGUCACCGGUGGUGGCACCGGGAGGUGGUGGAGGAGGAGGGCCGACACCGGCCAACCGAAUCAAAUUAGAGCCGACUAUGGGAGGCGCGCACACAACAAACAACUACUAUAACAAUCACUAUUCAACGUCCGAUCACAAAGAUGUGCCAGUGGUUAGCGCCAGUGGUAUGGGUGUCGGUUUAGUCGAAGAUCUAUCCUAUCAUCACCAUAACCAACACCAACACCACAACCACCACCAUCAGCAGCAGCAGCAGCAUACGGGCAACAUAAGCACCGGUAGUACUACUACUACCACUACUACUAACACUGGUAAUGGUAUGCCCACAACAAACGGUGGCAUAAUUAAGAGGAAAAAGGGUCGGAAACCGAAAAAUUUGGAAAAUAUAAACGGAAAUAGCAAUCAUUGUCCGUCGGCUACAAAACGAAAGAGUAGAGAAGGUUCGACGACAUAUUUGUGGGAAUUUUUAUUGAAACUAUUACAGGAUAAGGAGUACUGUCCAAGAUUUAUCAAAUGGACUAAUAGGGAAAAGGGUAUAUUCAAAUUGGUUGACUCAAAAGCUGUCUCUCGUUUAUGGGGUUUACAUAAAAACAAACCCGACAUGAAUUACGAAACUAUGGGUAGAGCACUCAGGUACUAUUAUCAAAGGGGUAUACUGGCAAAAGUCGAUGGCCAGCGACUGGUCUAUCAGUUUGUCGACGUUCCCAAAGAUAUUGUUGAAAUUAAUGUCGAUUCACAAAAUUGUUAUAAUAUUAAUAAACAACAAACAGAUAUCUAUUGAUUUGAUUGAAAAAAUCAAAACAAAAAAAAAUUUUAAUUUUUUCGAAAAAAUACAAACAAAAUUAAUUUCAACAAAUUUAAACUGUAAUACACUGACACACACACACACACACACAC
Messenger RNA from Oppia nitens, 2182 nucleotides. Its product is annotated as ecdysone-induced protein 74EF-like. NCBI's taxonomy places the organism in Eukaryota, Metazoa, Arthropoda, Arachnida, Sarcoptiformes, Oppiidae. Gene Ontology annotation, molecular function: DNA-binding transcription factor activity, RNA polymerase II-specific; sequence-specific DNA binding. The coding region runs from base 108 to 2066 and encodes 652 amino acids. Gene Ontology annotation, cellular component: nucleus. The record is from RefSeq and is a predicted model, not a curated record. Gene Ontology annotation, biological process: cell differentiation; regulation of transcription by RNA polymerase II. The transcript is spliced from 9 exons.